AUGUCCAAGCAAACGUUAGCCCGAGAACUUUUUGGGAGCGACUCCGAGGAGUCUUCGGAAGAGGAGAGAAUGGCGGGAGGAAGAACGCCGAACACCGCCGAAGCCGGGAACCCGGAUACAGCGACCAGGCCCGGAAGGCGGCCAUAUUCUUGGCCGCCGCCGUCGCCACGCGCACGAGGCCCUCCGGCCACCGCGCCACCCCGUCGAAGGCCCGCCCGACAACCUCCGUCAUCGACGGCAACCGAGACUGCACCACCAACAUCCGCGGUCAUUCCGGCCUGCGCAUCGGUGUCAAGGACGAUGGCCGACCCGACGAUGCCUCCGCCGGGUACACCUGCUGGACGGCGAGUCCGCCGAAGUGCCGCACUUCGCCGCGCACAAAGCGCGGAAAUAUCAUGUGCGCACGGCGACAGGACGCUGGUUGGUCCGCUUCGACCACCGGGGCCACCAGCGCUCCUGCAAACGGUUACCGGACCGCAAUCCCCUGUAAAACGGAGAGGUAGUGUAACGGCGAGGCCGUUAUUAAACGAACACGCGCUGCGCCAAUUUGGCGCCAAGCGUCGCCGAUUGAGCACUUCGAUCAAGCCGCGGAUUAAGAGCCGCGAAUUGGGAAUCGCGCCUACCCCACCGCAACACGCAUGA
This is a messenger RNA of Camponotus floridanus (Florida carpenter ant), 642 nucleotides long. RefSeq names its product atherin-like. The coding region runs from base 1 to 642 and encodes 213 amino acids. The record is from RefSeq and is a predicted model, not a curated record. Lineage: Eukaryota; Metazoa; Arthropoda; Insecta; Hymenoptera; Formicidae. The transcript has a single exon.